GCGUUGGGGCCGGAGAUGAAAGUUUCGGAUAAAUAAUGGAGUUGUCGUGGUCUCUCCUCUUUCGGUCGUUCAGGAUUCCUCUGCCCUCGCGAUGGCCUCCUCCUCCGUCGCCGCUCUCUUCCUUGGCGUCAUCCUUGCCCUCCUCUGCGCCUCCUCCUACGCCCGUCCCGGCGGCCCCUUCCACCCUUGCAACACCCUCUCCAUCACCUACACCUUCUCCUCCUCCUCCUCUGCCACCGCGGCCGUUCCACACCGCGCCUACCGAUUCGUCUCCAUCUACCGCAUCAUCACCCCGUUCUCCUCCUCCUCCUCCGCCUCCGCCAACGCCUUCGACGACCGCCGCCCGUUGCUCAUCCGACGGCCCGGCUUGCCCCGCCGCGAGGUCGCGGAACCCGCCGCCCUCGGGUUCAGUUCGCUCCACGAGCGCGCCAAGGACAUCCUCGUCGUCGUCGUCGGCCUUCUAUUCGGCGUCGGCUGCGGCGCCCUCACCGCCGCCACCAUGUACCUCGUCUGGUCCCUCGUCGCCAACCGCAACGAGGUCUACGGAUCCGACGGAGAGGGGGGGGAUUACGACGUGGAGAGCCCCAAGAAGGCGGGAUACGUCAAGAUCCCAUCGGCCGAACCUGCCCCGGCCAAAGAAGGGUACGAGGGGAAUUAGGGUUUAGUCGGAUGCAAGAAUUGAUUCGUGUAGUUCAUACAUUGCCUCGAGACUCACGUAAUGGUUGCUGGUACGUAAUGUUCCUUGGACUUGCUUUGGAAGCUGUGUAUUGUCCUGUAAUAAGAGAGAUAGGAGGUAGAUUGUUGUGUUUAUGCUUUGGAAUUGUCGAGAAUUUGCUUCUUUGAUAUAUGAAUUGGCUGCGAUAGGAAGGAAACUUCCUUCGCUUGAUGUCA
Musa acuminata AAA Group (dessert banana) is the source of this 891-nucleotide messenger RNA. RefSeq lists its product as uncharacterized. The coding region runs from base 92 to 658 and encodes 188 amino acids. NCBI's taxonomy places the organism in Eukaryota, Viridiplantae, Streptophyta, Magnoliopsida, Zingiberales, Musaceae. The record is from RefSeq and is a predicted model, not a curated record. The transcript has a single exon.